Molecule: messenger RNA, 768 nt
Organism: Arvicola amphibius (Eurasian water vole)
Lineage: Eukaryota; Metazoa; Chordata; Mammalia; Rodentia; Cricetidae
Product: L-lactate dehydrogenase C chain-like
Biological process (GO): carboxylic acid metabolic process
Molecular function (GO): oxidoreductase activity, acting on the CH-OH group of donors, NAD or NADP as acceptor
Source: RefSeq, a predicted model, not a curated record
AUGGCAACUCUUAAGGAGCAGCUGAUUGUGAAUCUCUUUAAGGAAGAACAGCCCCCCCAGAACAAGAUUACUCUUGUUGGGGUUGGUGCUGUUGGCAUGGCUUGUGCCAUCAGUAUCCUAAUAAAGGACUUGGCGGAUGAGCUUGCCCUUGUUGAUGUCAUGGAAGACAAACUGAAGGGAGAGAUGAUGGAUCUCCAACAUGGCAGCCUUUUCCUUAGAACACCGAAAAUUGUCUCUGGCAAAGACUACAGCGUGACUGCAAACUCCAAGCUGGUCAUCGUCACAGCGGGGGGGGGGGGGGGGGCUUGUCAGCAGGAGGGAGAGAGUCGGCUCGAUCUGGUCCAGCGAAACGUGAACAUCUUCAAGUUCAUCAUUCCCAACGUGGCCAUGUUGACAUUUGUGUCCACGGUUCAUCCAAAGGCCAUGUCUAAAUCCAUGGCCCUACUACAGCAAGAGUCUCUGCUAAUGUCUGUGCCUCCUGUUACCAUCAAAGUCUAUGUGAAUGUCUGUAGUCUGGGCCUUAGGGCUUUGGCCAUGUUGAAGUCUGGGGAUCACUGUUGCUGGGCCCAUAAAGAUCUGAGUGACCUACAUGGGGUCAUGGUGAUAUCUAGGCCAAAACUGCUGCUGAGGGCCAUCUCUGGAUUCAUGUCUGAGAGCCAUUCUGAGCUGGUCCUGCCUCUCACUGGCCCUGAGAAAGCUGACCAGGCCCCUCCUGGGGAAUUGGUUCUGCUUUUCCAUGGUUCUGAGAGAGCUAGUCCCAAUGACUAA